Molecule: messenger RNA, 3343 nt
Organism: Balaenoptera acutorostrata (minke whale)
Lineage: Eukaryota; Metazoa; Chordata; Mammalia; Artiodactyla; Balaenopteridae
Gene: RASSF3
Product: Ras association domain family member 3
Exons: 6
Coding region: 549-1280 (243 amino acids)
Biological process (GO): signal transduction
Cellular component (GO): cytoplasm
Source: RefSeq, a predicted model, not a curated record
UGCCACCAGCUGGACCCCGGGAGGGGGCGAGCAGUGCGGGGACAGCGGAGAAAUUUCCCUGCUCUGCUUGGGCCCUCCCCCAAACCCGAGCUAGCCGGGCGUGGGGCGGGUGGACUGAUCUCAGAGGAAUUGGCAGGAUCCGGGAGGCUGGGGAAGCGACCGGGAGCACAGACGCAGCCAUCGUGGCAGGGCUCCCGGGGUUCCCUAAAUACUGCUAGGGAAAAGCAGCACGCCUGGAACAAGCCGGCUGCGCCGCCCCCACUUGCGGCCGCGCGGGGAGCGUCCCGGGCCUUUCGGGGCGGGGCCCCAGGGGCGGGGUCGCAGGGAGCUUCAGGGCCCCAGCCGCGCCCAGAAUCGGGCCGGGAAGCCGGGAGGCGGCAGGAGGGGCCCGGACGGCCGAAUUGAGCGGCGGGCGCAGCUGCAGCAGGACGGCCCGCCGGCGGCUCGGGGCCGCGCGCCGGGAACCUCGCGGGGCGGGCGGGCGCGGCACCCCCUGCCUGGCCGCCAGCUCCCCGGGGAGGCGGCCCGCGCGCGACGGGACCAGCAGCAUGAGCAGCGGCUACAGCAGCCUGGAGGAGGACGCCGAGGACUUCUUCUUCACCGCCAGGACCUCCUUCUUCAGGAGAGCGCCCCAGGGCAAGCCCCGCGCCGGCCAGCAAGAUGUGGAGAAAGAUAAGGAAACCCACAAUUACCUCAGCAAAGAGGAAAUCAAAGAGAAAGUUCAUAAAUACAACUUAGCAGUCACCGACAAGUUGAAGAUGACCUUGAAUUCAAAUGGGAUUUACACUGGCUUCAUUAAAGUACAGAUGGAACUCUGCAAACCUUCACAGACUUCUGGAAAACUUGCUCCCAGUAGCAAUGGCUGUAUGAAUACACUUCACAUCAGCAGCACAAACACUGUCGGGGAAGUGAUCGAGGCCCUGCUCAAGAAGUUUCUUGUGACCGAGAGCCCUACCAAGUUUGCACUUUAUAAGCGUUGUCACAGGGAAGAUCAAGUCUACGCCUGCAAGCUCUCAGACCGGGAACAUCCACUCUUUCUGCGUUUGGUAGCAGGGCCCAGGACAGACACACUCAGUUUUGUUCUUCGUGAACAUGAAUUUGGAGAGUGGGAAGCCUUCAGCCUGCCAGAGCUACAGAAUUUCUUGCGGAUCUUGGACAAGGAAGAAGACGAGCAGCUACAGAACCUGAAGGAGCGCUACGCGGCCUACAGACACAAGCUGGAAGAAGCCCUCAGCGAGGCCUGGAAACCCGGGUCACAGGAAACGAUCCAUGUGAAUUGAAGGGCACAGGAAGCUAGGAGCUCUGAGGGGUUGGUGAAGGAUUUUGGAGGAGUCUGACAAAGAAAGUAAAGGGCAAGUUUGGAAGAAGGUGGGGUGGAAGUGGGGAGCCCUGAUGGGGGAGGUGUUUUGGGCAAGUGGAUGGUAGAGGAGAAGGUGAAUUCGCUUGUGGACGAGUUAAAAGCUUUCAGUUUAGAGACAUGAGAUCCAUUGUCAUGUUGCUUGACAAUAUGAGUGAGUAAAAUGUGGGAGCAGAACCAAAGAAAGUAGGAGCUGGACCAGAAGGAAGGACUAACUGCAGCUGAGCAGAGAAGGCAGGUGGAUCUUUGAAACAGGGACAGAGCCGCCCUCUCGGUGGACCAGCGCCCCUUCUGCCUUCCUUCCCGGAGUGGAAGGUCUGAUUGGUGCAGCUUCUCUGGGCCGAUGGGGCAGUGAGCAUCUGCUAUGACUCCCGUGAAGUGACAGUUUUCCCCCGAGGUCGUUUUCAAAGUGGAAAAGGAGUUUGGGGAGGAGGCACUCGCCCUGAUUGUUAGCAUCCGGGGGACUUGUCAGGUGAGGAGCUCCCAGUAUACUUGUGACAGUCACUCCCUCCUUUCCCUCGGUUUCCCUUUUGUCUUUCCCUCCCUUCUUCCUCCUUCCCUCUCCUCCCUGCUUUCCCUUCUCCCUUUGUCUUAUCAAUAGAAGUGCGAUCUUACAUAAUGUAGAACAGGGGUAUGGAUUAAAGACCCAGGACAGUCAGACCCUCAGUUCCAAAAGGGUGACCUGACUGUAAGGAGGUGGGCAGUGUCCACCCCCCAGCGGACCACACAGGAGGAGGGGUUCUUUAUGGAAACAUUUUAACAGAAAUGCAUGUUCCUGCAAACCAAAGAAAUGCAUGUGCAAUAAGAGCCUUCCUUAAAGCAGGUUAAUAACCUCACUUUACGCAGCAGUUAAUCUGAAAACAACAGGAAAGGUGUACUGUGCCAGUCUAUUUUUAGUUUAGAUAUUGUUUUUUUUUUAUAAAUUCCCAAGGAAUUGUUAACACUUUGGUGACACCUAAUGGAUUCUUUUUGAAAUUCCAAGGUGCUUCAGUUCUUUGCCUCUUAAGUGAACUGUGCCUUUUUUAUUGCAUUUCUGUUCCCUUCUUGGUGGCUCUUCUGACUUUUCAGAGAACACCCGUCUUGCUGGAGGCAGAUGUAAGUGUCGCUUCUACUGUGCCGCACACGUACUGAGACAAUCAUAUCUUCCUAAGCUUUUUAAGGAAAGUUGGAAAGAAAAAAAAAAGGUAGAAAUAGCUAUAAAAUAUGUAUGACACAUCUUGUUUAAUUUUGCAUGUAAGUUCUUUUUAGUGCAUCAGUGAGGUUUUAGUGACAUUGUCAUCCAACGCUUUUACCUUCAUUGUUCAGGGAACGCCUUCAUGAUUUUCAUACUGGUUUUACUAUUCAGAUGAUGGCUUGGGUGUGAGUAUACUGUUAUCGACCACCUGGUCUUUUAAUUACCCAUCCCAGUAAGUUCAUAUUUUGUGAAGCCUUUGUUUCUCAGAUGAAGACACUGUUAGAACCUUAAAGUAGUAGCUGAUGGGUAUCUGUGAAAAAUUUUUUUUUUUUUUUUACUUGAAGUAGAUUGUCUAAAUUAGGCAUCCUCGUCUGUAUUAUCCAGGACCUCGCUCAUUGUCAUGUGCACUACAAGUUGCAAUUUGGAAAACUUACUGUGUUGAAAUUCUGUCGGUUCGUGGUUCUUGAAGACCGACGGUCUCUCCCAAACACUGGUGACUGCAGCAGCAUUUUUAAUGUGUAAAAGGCCACUGAGGCCAAAGAUUUUUAAAAAUCAUUGUACAAAUUCUUAUGUUAAAUUAAACUAUCUAAGUUUUGCUGUAAUACUGUUUUCUCUUCAAUAUGUGAUGGUACAGGAACGAGGUUAAAUGAAGCGGUAGUAUUGCAGGGGAGCAUUUUAAAUUGCAGAAGUAAAAAAAUUAUAAUAUUUAUAAUUUUGAUGAGUUUAUUUUUAUGGGGAAGAGUUUGCUUCCCUAAAAUUGUUUCUGGUAUGGCAAAUCGUUUCCAUUAUUAAAAGUUGAAGUUGUUAGUUGA